ACUUGUUUAAAUUGUUUAUAAUCUGUUCUUUAAUGGAUUAUAGGAAUAGUUUGGAUCAUAAAUCAAUCAUUGUUAUCCUGCUUUGCUUUUCAAAUUUUGAUCUAGAAAUUGAAACUCUUAUGUUUCUGAAUGAAAGUAUUUUCUUUCUAUUUGUUUUCUCUUCUUUAAAAUGGUGAUAGUAACAGUGUCUUCUUCAUAAAGUCACCCUUAAUGGAAAGAAAUAAUACGUGUAAAGCACUUGAAAUAGUACCUAGAGCAUAGUAGAGGUUCAGAUGUUACUAGUUAUAGUUAUGAUUGUUAUAUAUACUAUUAUUUCCUGGCUUUACAUUGGUUUGAAUACAUACUAGUAUAAUGUUAUCCAAAUAUGUAUUAAAAUUACAUGUUGAAUAUUAAGUUUUGUUUAGCAGCUCAGCAAAAUGUGUAUUUAAUGAAAGAAAGAGACCUCUAAAUGUCAGAGAGAACAAUUUUUUUUUUUAAUUGCUGAAGCUUUCUUACAACUUUCUCAGACAUAACUACCCUUCUUAUUUCAGGCACCUAGUGAAUGAAGCUGAAGCUUCAUAAAGGAGGGUCAAGGCUAAGGCAUGGUAGAUCGAUCUCAGUUAUGUUAUGGAUUUAAUAAUAUGGGAACAUCUUACAGUUAUACAGUACUUGAUAUUUUAUAGGACAUUUUUCACUUACAAUUUUAGUUAAAUAAGACAGAUAUUUAUAUCAUUUCAUAGAUAAGGAUCUGAAGUGUGGAAACAUAAAUGAUUUCCCCCAGUUACAUGAUUAGGAUAUAAUGUACUUGAGCUUAAGAAUCCAAGACUUCUGGAUAGCAUUGUUUCUUUGGGAAAAUGUAGGUUCUAAGUUCCGAACAAUUGAUUUCCUAAAUAUCUUGUGGUUCUUGGCCAUUUGUCAGCUUGGCUUCACCUGAUAUUAAUCGUGCUGGUUGUUUCUGUUACUCCAUCUUUAAGUUUUUAUUACAAUUUGAAUGGUUGAAAACUAUGAUCAUCUUAUCUCUUUGUCUACAUCAGCAUCUGCAUCACCAUUUCAAUCUACAUGGUAUAGUGAAUCUGAGAUAACUCAGGGAGCACGCUCAAGAUCACAAAACCAGCAACGGGAUCAUGAUUCAAAAAGACCUAAACUUUCCUGUACAAACUGUACUUCUACCUCAGCUGGGAGAAAUGUUGGAAAUGGUUUCAAUGCAGUAUCAGAUUCUUCUUGGCGACAUAGUCAAGUUCCCAGAUCUUCAUCAAUGGUACUUGGAUCAUUUGGAACAGAUUUACUGAGAGAGAGGAGAGAUUUGGAGAGGAGAACAGAUUCCUCCAUUAGUAAUCUUAUGGAUUAUAGUCACCGGAGUGGUGAUUACACAACUUCAUCGUAUGUUCAAGACAGAGUUCCUUCUUCAUAUUCACAGGGAGCAAGACCAAAAGAUAACUCAGUGAGCACUUUACAGUUGAAUACAUCAUCCACAAACCACCAUUUGCCUUCUGAACAUCAGACCAUACCAAGUUCUAGGGACUCUAGCAGAAAUUCUUUAAGAUCAAAUUUUUCUUCAAGAGAAUCAGAAUCUCCCCGAAGCAAUACACAGCCUGGAUUGUCUUAUGUUUCAAGUAGAGAUGAAACCCCAACCGUAAGCAAUUCAGAAAGAGUUCUUUCAUCUCAAAGAUCAUUUCAAGAAUCUUCUGAUAAUGAAGGUAGGCGGACAACCAGGAGAUUGCUGUCACGUAUAGCAUCUAGCAUGUCAUCUACUUUUUUUUCACGAAGAUCUAGUCAGGAUUCUUUGAAUACAAGAUCAUUGAGUUCUGAAAAUUCUUACAUUUCUCCAAGAAUCUUGACAGCUUCACAGUCUCGCAGUAAUGCAACAUCAACUUCUGAAGUUCCCGAUAAUAGGGCAUCUGAAACUUCUCAGGGAUUUCGAUUUCUUAGGCGAAGAUGGGGUUUGUCAUCUCUUAGCCAAAAUCAUAGCUCUGAGUCAGAUUCAGAAAAUUUUAACCAAGAAUCUGAAGGUAGAAAUACAGGACCAUGGUUAUCUUCUUCACUUAGAAAUAGGUGCACACCUUUGUUUUCUAGAAGGAGGCGAGAGGGAAGAGAUGAAUCUUCAAGGAUACCUACCUCUGAUAUACCAGCUAGAUCUCAUAUUUUUAGAAGAGAACCAAAUGAAGUGGUUCACCUUGAAGCACAGAAUGAUCCCCUUGGGGCAGCUGCCAACAGACCACAAGCAUCUGCAGCAUCGAGCAGUGCCACAACAGGUGGCUCCACAUCAGAUUCAGCUCAAGGUGGAAGAAAUGCAGGAAUAGCAGGGAUUCUUCCUGGUUCCUUAUUCCGAUUUGCAGUCCCCCCAACACUAGGAAGUAAUUUGACUGACAACGUCAUGAUCACUGUAGAUAUUAUUCCUUCAGGUUGGAAUUCAACUGAUGGAAAAAGUGAUAAAACUAAAAAUGCAGCUUCAAGAGAUCCAGAAAAACUGCAGAAAAUAAAAGAGAGCCUCCUUUUAGAGGACUCUGAAGAAGAAGAAGGUGAUUUAUGUAGAAUUUGUCAGAUGGCAGCUGCAUCAUCAUCUAAUUUGCUGAUAGAGCCAUGCAAGUGCACAGGAAGUUUGCAGUAUGUCCACCAAGAGUGUAUGAAAAAGUGGUUACAGGCCAAAAUUAACUCUGGUUCUUCAUUAGAGGCUGUAACCACCUGUGAACUCUGUAAAGAGAAGCUGCAGCUUAAUCUGGAGGAUUUUGAUAUUCACGAACUACAUAGAGCUCAUGCAAAUGAACAAGCUGAGUAUGAGUUUAUCAGCUCUGGUCUCUACCUAGUUGUGUUAUUGCACUUGUGCGAACAAAGCUUUUCAGAUAUGAUGGGAAAUACAAAUGAACCAAGCACACGUGUCCGAUUUAUUAACCUUGCAAGAACUCUUCAGGCACAUAUGGAAGAUCUCGAAACGGUAAUAAGCCAGAUUCUACUCAGGUGUGUGAGAGCACUUGCCUUAAAUUCACUUUUUCUCUAGUGUAUAUAUCAUUAGCUACUAUGAACACAGAUUGAUCUCAGAAACAUUUUAGAAGGUGUUAUUGAGCCACAUUUUUAAACAUUUUCAUUUUUAUAAAAACUAUGUAACAUCACAAAAAGAUAUGGGGGCGGGGCAUUGUGGAUGGGCAUCACCCAUGGUCAAACCACCCUAACCCUGUCAUGACAACUUAUCAUUUUGAUCAAACAGUAUACUAAAUUGGGAUUUUUGUUUUACAAGUCAUUGCUGUUCUGGCUUCAUAUUUACACCUCCCAUUCUUAUCCCCUUUAAAAUCAUUCUUGAUCAUCCUGUUUUCUUUCAACAGCUUCAGAGGAUGAUUCCGAAGAAGAUGGAGACCAUAACAGAACAUUUGAUAUUGCCUAACUUCAUAUAAGACAAAUGGAUGAUCUGUGAACAAGUGUUUAUUAAAACUGGCAAUUAAGUAUGAAUUAAUUUUGUGGGGGAAUGCCUAUUAAAUACAUUGACUAUCUUAUAUAUAAAAUGAAUAUAUACAUACACAUGUAUGCAUGUAUAUAUAUAUUCAUUCUGAAGUGUUGCUGAAUUAAGAUUCUACUGCUGGACCUUUUAACAUGGCCAGCACAUCUGAUGUUUCUAAACUGGUAAUCAAAAGUAUUUUUCUUCUAGGUGAUUGGGAAAGUAUUACCCUUGUUUUAAAUAUCUAAGCAAUGCCCAUCAACUUUUUUCUGUUCUGAUUACUGUAGUCAUAUUUAUAAAAAAAGGUUCGUGUUUUAGUCUUCUUUUUGCUUAGUGAGAAAAGUGGAACAAAAUAUGCUUUUGAAAUAAAAUGCCAAAUGGCAUUUAUUUUUCUUUCUAAAAUGCCUUAAGUUGCAGUCUCAUUUUGAUAGUCAUUUGUCUCCAGUGUUUAGAAAUAAAAAUAAAAGAAUGGGGAGAAGGUUAUGAAGAUUGUUCAUUAUAUAAAGUUUCAAAUUUAAUUUGAAUUCUAAAUUCACUUACAGUAAAACUAAUUUUUAAAAAGUAUACAAAUAUAAAAUGUAUAAAUGAUGGAUAAGUUUUUGUAUUGAUUUGCAAAACACAGAUUAUAUUUGAUAGGCCAUGGUAUGUACAUAUUCCUUUUGGGAAUAUUACUGCUGUAAAUUAUAUCAGAAAUUGCCAGUCAAAUGCUGUUUGGUUAAAAAAAAAUUAUUGCAAUCUCAAGUUAAUGGAACAUUUUUAAAUUCCACAUUCAAAGUUUAAAAACACUGGUUUUCAAUGUGUUUUUUAGUGUUGUCACUUUAUAGAUAAAUAAGAUAUAAAUAACCUGUUUGGAUCUUGGUCGUUUUUAACUGUUCCUUGGUAAUUCUGAGCAUUUGUUUGGUGACUUAUUAAUAUUUUUCACUACCUUUGGAGAACAGAUUAACAUUAUUCACCACGAAUGGGUCUACACUGUGGUCAUGAGUUGUGUAUACUUCCAUAACACUGUAUUUUUCUUUUGUCAGCACUCUUGGGGUACACUUUAAAACACCUUCAGUUGGCUUCAGGUUGAAGUCUCAUGUUAUGGUAACAAACUCCUUUUUCAGAACCUAAAUAGAAACCAUGUAAUUUCUCAAAUGUGAAUGAAUAAUUUGCCCACACAAAGUCAGUUUGUUGGUCUUAUGUAAAACAUUGGUGUGAAAUAAAGUGCAUACUGAUUAAUUUAU
Microcebus murinus (gray mouse lemur) is the source of this 4629-nucleotide messenger RNA. The record is from RefSeq and is a predicted model, not a curated record. Lineage: Eukaryota; Metazoa; Chordata; Mammalia; Primates; Cheirogaleidae.